AGCUUUCAUCAAAUGCAACCAUCAGUUUCUUUCAAGCCUUCAACCAGUGUGUGCAAAUUUGUGUGAUCACUUCUCCUGGAUUUGCUUUCUUUUGUUGGCUUUUAGACUUGGAGGGGAAGAAGCAGGAAGCAUUAUCUUAAAAAGUUUGAGGUUCUGUUAGGUCUAUUACGCUGGAAUGAUCUCUUAGUUGAUUGGAUCCUUGGGUAUCCAAACAUGAUACGAAGCAAAUUGGAUGAUCAAUGGUAAAAGGAAAAAACAUUAAAAUAGACGCCUGCAUAUUGCCAAAAUGAACUGCCUUAGCUUCUCAAAUUGACAAAAAUUGACAUGGAGAAUAUAGCUGUGGCAUUCUGAUAAAAAUUCUGUUAACUGAAUUAGUGCUGAAGUUCAUCUGCAUGGGAAAGACAAUUCAGGUGUUUGGUUUCCCUUCUGUUGUGCCUGCAGAAACAGUCACCAAGUUUUUGGAAUGCUUUACAGGUCAGGGAACAGUAUAUGCUUUAGAGGUUAAGCAGUCCAAAGGAGGAAAUAGAGCAUAUGCUAAAGUUCAAUUCACAAAUGAUAGAAGUGCUGAAUACAUUAUGGCCUUGGCAAAGAAACGCCUUAAUUAUGGUUCUUCAUAUCUGAGGGCUUGGGAAAUGGACAUUGAUUUGGUUCCGAGAGCUAGAUCUUUCGAGCAUAACAUGGAGAAAAUAGUUUUACACUUUGGAUGUCAGUUGUCAAAGAAUAGGUUUUCAGUGCUACGGAAUGUUCCAAAUGUCUCCAUCAGGUUUGGGAUUGGAAUGAAGAAAAUGUACUUUAUUUUGCGGUUUCUCUCUCUUGACUACAAGCUUGAAUUAUCCAAUGAAAACAUAUGGCAGAUUGUACUACAUCGACGUAGUCAAGCACCGAAGUUUCUCGUCAUACAGUUAUUUGGUGCUCCUCGGGUUUUCAAAAAACUUGAAGAAUCCACUUUUAGUUACUUUAAGGAAACUCCAGAUGACCAGUGGGUCAGGACGACAGAUUUCACUUCAUCCUGUAUCGGGCAAUCGUCUGGUAUAUGUUUGGAGCUUCCUCGUGGCAUUCAACUGCCAAAUUUGGGUGAUUAUUUUGCUUGGUUCAAAGAAAGUGACAGCCAAUUUUUCCUAGAAACUGGUUCCCCCUAUUCAUACAAUUUGGUUUUAGCUCCUAUUCUGCAACCUCCCCAAGGACUAUAUUUGCCAUAUGAAAUCUUGUUCAAGGUCUGUUGUUUAGUACAGACUGGAUGCCUUCCAGGGCCAUCACUAGAUGCUAAUUUCUUUAGGUUGGUUGAUCCACGAAGAAUAGAGAUCAGAUACAUAGAACAUGCCCUAGAGGAUCUAUACGUGUUGAAAGAUUGCUGCUAUGAGCCUGUGCAGUGGCUCAAGGAGCAGUACGCUAAGUAUGACAAGCUUCAACGACUUCCUAAAUCACCCACACUUACUUUGGAAGAUGGGCUCGUAUAUGUCCGCAGGGUGCAAGUUACACCUUGUAAAGUGUAUUUCUGUGGUCCAGAGGUCAAUGUAUCUAAUCGUGUAUUGCGCCACUUUUCAGAGGACAUUGAUAAUUUUCUUCGUGUUUCCUUUAUUGACGAAGAGUGGAACAAGAUGUUUUCGACAGACUUGUCACCUCGUAUAGCUGCAAAUGAGAAUGGAAGGACUGAAAUUUAUGAGAGGAUACUGUCAACACUGAAAAAUGGCAUAGUUAUUGGGGAUAAGAAGUUUGAAUUUCUUGCCUUUUCUUCAAGUCAAUUAAGGGAUAAUUCAGUGUGGAUGUUUGCUUCAAGGCCUGGGCUUACUGCUGCUGAUAUAAGAACAUGGAUGGGUGAUUUUAGUAGGAUAAGAAACGUGGCGAAAUAUGCUGCCAGGCUUGGUCAGUCUUUCAGUUCUUCCACAGAAACUUUAAAUGUUGGUAGGCAUGAGAUUGAAAUGAUUUCUGACAUAGAAGUAAGAGGUGGUUACUUCGGCACAACCAAGUAUGUCUUUUCUGAUGGUAUUGGGAAAAUGUCUGCUCAAUUUGCAAGGCAAGUUGCCACGAAAUGUGGCCUGAGUUUUACUCCAUCUGCUUUUCAAAUUCGGUAUGGUGGUUUUAAAGGUGUUGUGGCUGUUGAUCCCACUUCAUCGAAGAAGUUGUCGCUGAGAGAGAGCAUGAUGAAAUAUGAAUCCGAUAACACCAAGUUGGAUGUUUUAGCAUGGAGUAAGUAUCAGCCUUGUUUCCUCAAUCGCCAAUUAAUCACUCUUUUGUCUACCCUAGGGGUCAAGGAUGUUGUCUUCGAAAAGAAGCAAAGAGAAGCAGUUGCCCAGUUGGACACUAUUCUAACUGACCCAUUGAGGGCUCAUGAAGCUUUAGAAUUAAUGGCUCCUGGAGAGAAUACAAAUGUUCUCAAGGAGAUGCUGAAAUGUGGCUAUAAGCCUGAUUCUGAACCAUUUCUUUCAAUGAUGCUGCAAACUUUCCGGGCAUCGAAGUUGCUGGACUUGCGGACUAAAACAAGGAUAUUUAUACCAGAUGGAAGAUCAAUGAUAGGAUGUCUGGAUGAAACCAGAACCUUGGAAUAUGGCCAGGUGUUUGUUCAGUUCUCUAGUGCUGGGCGUAGGCAGUUUUAUGAUGAUUCUAUCUCGUACUAUGAGCACAAGAAUAUUCUUAAGGGGACGGUGGUUGUUGCAAAAAAUCCAUGCUUGCACCCUGGUGACAUUCGUAUUCUAAAAGCUGUAGAUCUGCCAGCAUUACAUCAUAUGGUGGACUGUGUUGUUUUCCCCCAGAAAGGAAAGAGGCCUCAUACAAAUGAAUGUUCUGGAAGUGAUUUGGAUGGAGACAUUUACUUUGUUUGUUGGGACCCUGACCUGAUUCCACCUCGGCAAGACGAACCUAUGGAUUACACUCCAGCACCUACUGUGCAGUUGGAUCAUGAAGUUACAAUUGAGGAAGUUGAGGAGUAUUUUACUAAUUAUAUCGUGAAUGACAGUUUGGGAAUCAUUGCGAAUGCCCAUACUGUCUUUGCUGAUCGGGAACUAUUAAAGGCAAGGAGUAAACCAUGUCUGGAGCUUGCACAGCUGUUCUCAAUUGCAGUUGACUUCCCAAAGACUGGUGUUCCUGCUGAGAUACCAUCUCAUCUACGUGUCAAAGAAUACCCUGAUUUCAUGGAAAAGUCUGACAAGACUACAUAUGAUUCACAGCAUGUGAUUGGAAAGCUUUUCAGAGAGGUAAAAGAGAUUGCACCGCACACAAGUUCUAUUAGAUCAUUUACAAGGGAAGUGGCAAGAAAAUCAUAUGACACUGACUUGGAAGUAGAUGGGUUUGAGGAUUACGUUGAUGAAGCUUUUGAUUACAAAAGUGAGUAUGAUUAUAAGUUGGGCAAUUUGAUGGACUACUAUGGCAUCAAAACUGAAGCGGAAAUAUUGAGUGGUGGUAUCAUGAAGAUGUCAAGGUCUUUCGAUCGGAGAAAAGAUGCAGAAGCUGUUGGAAUGGCCGUGAGGUCUUUAAGGAAGGAAGCUAGGACGUGGUUCAACAGGAAUGGAGGUCACUCUGAUGAUGCAUUUGCAAAAGCAUCAGCAUGGUAUCAUGUCACUUAUCAUCCUAGAUACUGGGGUUGCUACAAUGAGGGACUGAACCGGGCUCACUACAUUAGUUUCCCAUGGUGUAUCUAUGAUAGGCUGAUUCAAAUCAAAAAAGCAAGGACAAGAAGGGCUCAGCAACCAUCUUCACUGGAGGUGCAGUUUAAUCAUAGACUGAGAUUGUAUUGAAUGAAUAAUUUGGCAUCAAGAAAGUGUGAAUUAGCUUUAAUGCUUUUGGUAAUGAGAAGACUUGGCAGCUCUACUAGUACUAGAGACUAUACUUAGGUGUGGCUUUCAUUUGUAUCUACUACAAUACUGAUUUAUAUCUACUGCUGUAAAUUAAUCAAGUUGUUGAGCGCGCACUUCCUUGUUGUCAUGUGAAUAUAUUUAGGGAAUAUGACAAGUACAUCCCAGUCUUGAACUGGGAAACUUGCCUUGUUUCAUAUUCUGCUUCUCUGA
Molecule: messenger RNA, 4001 nt
Organism: Coffea eugenioides
Lineage: Eukaryota; Viridiplantae; Streptophyta; Magnoliopsida; Gentianales; Rubiaceae
Product: probable RNA-dependent RNA polymerase 1
Exons: 6
Coding region: 393-3731 (1112 amino acids)
Biological process (GO): siRNA processing
Cellular component (GO): nuclear RNA-directed RNA polymerase complex
Molecular function (GO): RNA-directed RNA polymerase activity
Source: RefSeq, a predicted model, not a curated record